AUGAACCCUGGUAUCAGGAUAGGGAUAAACACGAACUCUGGUAUCAGGGUAGGAAUAAACAUGAACCCUGGUAUCAGGAUUGGGAUGAACAUGAACCCUGGUAUCAGGAUAGGAAUAAACAUGAACCCUGGUAUCAGGAUAGGGAUAAACAUGAACUCUGAUAUCAGGAUAGGGAGAAACAUGAACUCUGGUAUCAGGAUAGGAAUAAACAUGAACCCUGGUAUCUGGAUAGGGAUGAACAUGAACCCUGGUAUCUGGAUAGGGAUAAACAUGAACCCUGGUAUCAGGAUAGGGAUAAACAUGAACCCUGGUAUCAGGAUAGGGAUGAACAGGAAUCCUGGUAUCAGGAUAGGAAUGAAUAUGAACCCUGGUAUCAGGAAAGGGACGAAUAUGAAUCCUGGUAUCAGGAUAGGGAUAAACAUGAACCCUGUUAUCAGGAAAGGAAUAAACAUGAACCCUGGUAUCAGGAUAGGGAUAAACAUGAACCCUGGUAUCAGGAUAGGAAUAAACAUUAACUCUGGUAUCAGGAUAAGAAUAAACAUGAACCCUGGUAUCAGGAUAGGAAAAAACACGAACUCUGGUAUCAGGUUAGGGAUAAACAUGAACCCUGGUAUCAGGAUAGGGAUGAACAUGAACCCUGGUAUCAGGAUAGGGAUGAACAUGAACCCUGGUAUCAGGAUAGGGAUAAACAUGAACCCUGGUAUCAGGAAAGGAAUAAACAUGAACCCUGGUAUCUGGAUAGGGAUGAACAUGAACCCUGGUAUCUGGAUAGGGAUAAACAUGAACCCUGGUAUCAGGAUAGGGAUAAACAUGAACUCUGGGGCGGAGAGGAUAAAGGUUCCAACUUUCUAA
Messenger RNA from Eurytemora carolleeae, 852 nucleotides. RefSeq lists its product as uncharacterized. NCBI's taxonomy places the organism in Eukaryota, Metazoa, Arthropoda, Copepoda, Calanoida, Temoridae. The transcript is spliced from 2 exons. The record is from RefSeq and is a predicted model, not a curated record. Bases 1 to 852 code for a protein of 283 amino acids.